AUGAACAAGGUGUUUGACACCAUCCGGCGCAAGGGAACAAGCGGCAACGAUUCAGAACCACAGAAAGACAGUCCCGAGGGCAUUGCGGUGCAAUGUGUGAAAGCAUUCUGCGAAUCGGGCGGUUCAAACGGGACGGGCGAUGAGGUCACCUAUCUGCCCUCUAUUGUUGAUGCAGCCGAGUCUUCGCCGCAAGCUGCUGCCGAAUGCGCAAAACUUAUCAGAAAGUAUCUGAAGAGGGACUACUGGUCCAAGCCGUCGUACCAGUACAAUGCCAUUAUGCUGAUGCGCAUCCUUGCCGACAACCCGGGCCCGACUUUCACAAGGAACAUGGACCAAAAGUUUGUGGACACGACAAAGGAGGUAUUGAGGAGCGCCCCCGAUCUGAGCGUCCUGCAAAUGCUCAUGGAGACAUUGAACUCGUACGAGAACCACAAGUCAUAUGACGAAGGAUUGGCGCUGCUCCUGGAGAUGUGGAGGAAGGAGAAAGAGAGGGCACAAAAACAUGGGGGGCGACAACCUCAGCCUCCGCCUCAAACGUAUAGUGGCCCACCGCCGGUCAACCCUCAGGCAGACAACUUUCACUCCCAAAACUACUUUUCACGCAAUCACACCAACAGCCGCCUACCCGAUCCCGUCGAACUGGCAAGUCGCUUGGAGGAAGCCAGGACGUCGGCGAAGCUACUGCAAGAAGUCGUCACAAACACGCCGACGAGCGAGGUUCUCAACAAUGACUUUAUGAAGGAGUUUGCAGACCGCUGCACAAGUGCCAGUAGAAGCAUACAAGGCUACAUGACGGCUGAGAAUCCUGCGCCGGAUAACGAUACCAUGGAGAGCUUGAUCGAUACGAAUGAACACUUACAAGCAGCGCUCAGCUUGCACCAGCGGGCCAUGCUGCAAGCCAGGAAGCAGGCCGGUAUUGGCGCAGCAAAUGAGCCUAAUGCCAUACCCGCGCUUGCGCCUGACCACAUGACCGCUCCCGUAUCUAAUGGUGCUGGAUCUUCGAGGCGCCCUUCGCCCCAUCCUACCAUGGAUGACUCUGACGAGUAUGAAGCACCUUCGAUGCCUCCACCCAAGAGAAAAGGAAAGGGGAAGGAAGUAGAUUACGAUAGUGUUGCCUCAGCCUCGGCGUCGGCUUCAAGGUCGCACACACCACCCGCUGAAGAUGACCCCUUUAGAGACCCUGUACCCGAGAGGUCAGGGGCUCAUGCUGGGGGCUCGGGGGCUGGUGGGUCGAGAUAUUUGGACGACGAGCCAAGGCUUGCGUACGAACCAUUCAAUCCCGGUUUCACUACCACACAGAGCUAUCUGGGACGACAAGAGAGUGCCAUAGGAAAAGAGGCCAUGCAUGGUGCCACAGCUGGUGGCGGACACUCUUCUGGCACGGCAAAACUGUCACGCGUAGACAGUACCGAGGGGGAGGAGGGGAUUUAUGACGUGUCGCCUCAGAGGAGCAAAGACCCCGUCUAUAGAUACUAG
Molecule: messenger RNA, 1476 nt
Organism: Pestalotiopsis fici W106-1
Lineage: Eukaryota; Fungi; Ascomycota; Sordariomycetes; Amphisphaeriales; Sporocadaceae
Exons: 4
Coding region: 1-1476 (491 amino acids)
Molecular function (GO): ubiquitin binding; phosphatidylinositol binding
Source: RefSeq, a predicted model, not a curated record